UACAGCAAGGCUUGCCUUAAAGAGGAAAGGGGCGGGCGCCUGUGCGUAAGAGCGUGGGGGCGGGAUCUUACGAAGGGGACGGGCGCAGCGCGUGGGAGCGGAAGGGGUGGGAGUAAAGGACGAAGGCGGGGCUAGAGGACGACAGCCUGGAGGCGGGCAGUCGGGAAGAAUAGCGCCUUUCAUAGGGUCGGACCCCCGUGGGCGUGACCAAAAUGUUGUGGCGGAUUGAAGAGGUUGGUGGGCGUGACUAGGAUGCGCUAUGAGAAAGGGCGAGAUCUACAUUUUGGGGGGCUUGGGCUAAAGGCUGAACUGGGUCGUCUCCUUUGGGGCAUGAUCAAGUCAGGGGCGUGGCCAGACUUGGCCGAUGAAGUACUUCCCACGGGGGCGGGGGCGUUGCCAGAGGAAAGAGCUGAUCCCAAAGCUGUCAUAUCCAGGGGGGCAGAGCCAAGGCAAUGGGCGUGGCCUGAAGGACUGGUGGGGCAGGACCUGGUUGCAGGUGUGGGUGUCAUCGCUCAGGUGAUCGCAGGUGCUGGGCUGGAUGUGGAUUUCACGCUGGAGAGCCCUCAGGGUGUGCUGCUGGUCAGUGAGUCCCGCAAGGCAGAUGGGGUGCACACGGUAGAACCCACGGAGGCUGGGGACUACAAGCUGUGCUUCGACAACUCCUUCAGCACAAUCUCCGAGAAGCUGGUGUUCUUCGAACUCAUCUUUGACAGCCUGCAGGAUGAUGAGGAGGUCGAAGGCUGGGCAGAGGUCGUGGAGCCUGAGGAGAUGCUGGAUGUCAAAAUGGAGGACAUCAAGGAGUCUAUCGAGACCAUGAGGACACGCCUGGAGCGCAGCAUCCAGAUGCUGACCCUGCUGCGAGCCUUGGAAGCACGCGACCGCAACCUGCAGGAGGGCAACCUGGAACGGGUCACCUUCUGGUCGGCUGUGAACGUGGCCGUGCUGCUGCUGGUGGCUGUGCUGCAGGUCUGCACACUCAAGCGCUUCUUCCAGGAUAAGCGCCCGGUGCCUACGUAGCCCGUCCCUGAAGAACAGGGAGAAGCAACGGCAGCAGGGUGCAUGUGUGUGUGACGUAGUUUCCUAUGAGAAGCGAGGCUGUAUAUUCGGGGCCUGAGGUGUGGCCCGUGUCUUCCCUUCCAGGCCAGAAUACUGGCUGGCUUGCAGGUCUGGGCCAUCCAGAAGGGGUAGCUCAGUGACUGCAUCUGCUUUCCUGGAAAUUGUACGUGGGGGGCACUGCAGCAUUUGAAUGCAACCCUGGGAUUUUCCGGCCCCACCUGUCCCCUAAAUGUGCCUUAGCCUGAGCCUUCCAGUUGCACCACCACUGCCUGGUGCAGAAUGGGAUCCAGGAAGCAAACUUUUUCUUCCCUUCCCCACUGGCCCUAUGAGCCAGGACAUGGAGGGAAGGAAGCUUGCUGCUCACGGAACCCCAUGCCUUCCUUCCCCUUCUUGUCGCUCCACCUGGGGCCUGUUGCUGCUGCUGAGAACGGACUGUUCAUGCCGGAGCUGGGAAGGAGACUCAGCUUGCAGUGUUCUUGCCAGGACAGUCGCUUUAUUGACAGGAAGGAGCCGGCCCCUUGGCCCAGCAGGGGCUAGGUGUGAGGUCUGGUAACAGAAUUCCAGGAGUGGGGCUUGCAAGUCCUUCUGCCCCUCCUGCUCUCCCUGCAGGGGCCCCAGACAGGGCUGAGGGGUAGCCUGACCGAAGCCCAUACAGGAGCCUCACAGAACAAAGGGUGGUUUGGCCUGGGGACUGGAACCAAUAAAUUAUGAUCAGAAAAU
This is a messenger RNA of Myotis lucifugus (little brown bat), 1776 nucleotides long. It is a transcript of the gene TMED1, whose product is annotated as transmembrane p24 trafficking protein 1. NCBI's taxonomy places the organism in Eukaryota, Metazoa, Chordata, Mammalia, Chiroptera, Vespertilionidae. The record is from RefSeq and is a predicted model, not a curated record. Bases 253 to 1017 code for a protein of 254 amino acids. Gene Ontology annotation, biological process: Golgi organization; intracellular protein transport; endoplasmic reticulum to Golgi vesicle-mediated transport. The transcript is spliced from 4 exons. Gene Ontology annotation, cellular component: endoplasmic reticulum; COPII-coated ER to Golgi transport vesicle; endoplasmic reticulum-Golgi intermediate compartment.